CCUUAUUAUCACAAAUAUUAUUCGACGUAAUCGACAGAUGAAAAACCGUUAGCCGUCAAGGAAAAAAACAGUUUACCGAUACAUAUGUGACUAUCGAUAAGCCAUCAAUAUGAGGGUAGCUACGCAUGACCGUGGCGGUACCUUUGACGUCACCAGGACGAAGGACACAACAAAGCAGGACUUAAAGGGCAACACAUAGCGCCUCUGCAAACAACUGGUUGACUUUAGGACACCGCCAUGAAGCUAACUUUGCGGAGGUACUCCUGGGUGCUCAUGCUCCAGCUUGCUCUUUUGGGUGUGGAUCUAUUCUUUAACGCUUUCGGACCUUCGCUGGCAAAAGACCGACUGCAGACCGCCGUAUUUUUCUUUGUCACUCAAGACGCGCUGAUCAUUGCGGAGUACCUGCUAUUUACCUUAGCGCUGCACUCAACCUGCGUCUACCAGGUUGGAGCCUCCCACAUAAUCCUGCGCAACUGCAAGCUCUUCAUGGCCAGCAUCACAAUCUACUUCCUGCUGUCCGCUUCCCAGCACUUCUGGAUUGUCUACCAACACCGUCAGGCACCAGGCGAAGACAGCCGGACCUUGCCAUUGGGUCUGAUUGCUUUAUCGGUGGGACAACGCAUUAUGUCGGUGCUCUAUUACUACAGCUCUAAGUCCACUGCUCUGACCAUGGCCGAUCCCCGCUUUAAGGAGGAACAUCUUGACUGGAUAGCAGAGCAGUUGGGGGAUAAGUAAAUUAAUUUGACACGAUUUUGCUUGUAGCUUAGAGUAAUUGAUAAAGUCAAGAUAAAAGGGUGAGCUUCUGACACCGAAGCUUAGAAUCUAUUGUUUGUUAAACGAUAUUUAAAGAUAUCUAGGUUAUUAAUUUAGAGACUUGGCGAAUCUGUUGCCUAAACCAUUUUUAAAAAUUCAAUCAAUAAUUUCCAAAACAAGGUGACAAUACUUUUAAUAAGCUAACUUAAAAUUUAAUUUUUUGAGUUAUCCCAAAACCAGCUAAUAAAAUUCUUGAUAAAAAGCUUUAUCUAAAAUUAGGAAGCGUAUACACCCUAUGAAGCUAAAACUAAAACUGUAAAACUCUUAU
This is a messenger RNA of Drosophila ficusphila, 1081 nucleotides long. Its product is annotated as transmembrane protein 138. Bases 238 to 735 code for a protein of 165 amino acids. Lineage: Eukaryota; Metazoa; Arthropoda; Insecta; Diptera; Drosophilidae. Gene Ontology annotation, cellular component: cilium. The transcript is spliced from 3 exons. The record is from RefSeq and is a predicted model, not a curated record.